Molecule: messenger RNA, 1874 nt
Organism: Colletotrichum navitas
Lineage: Eukaryota; Fungi; Ascomycota; Sordariomycetes; Glomerellales; Glomerellaceae
Exons: 3
Coding region: 313-1416 (367 amino acids)
Biological process (GO): regulation of ARF protein signal transduction; regulation of endocytosis
Cellular component (GO): Golgi membrane
Molecular function (GO): GTPase activator activity
Source: RefSeq, a predicted model, not a curated record
AGAUGCUUCACUAAGCUGCACAAAUUUUUGUGUGACGGAUUGGAAGCAAUUCAUAGUCUGCGUGUCCUGUUCUCCUCGCCGACCCAAGCAAAUCAAAUACACUAAAGCCGGAGCAGGGCAAGCGUGGAAGGCCCAGACACACACACCCAGACUCCUACACCCCUGGUCCGGAGCCAGCAAACCCCUUAUCGGGCAUCAGGAAAGCCCCUCCACCGUUUCUUGCUGCGACAUCCUCCAACGUACUUUGAUUCAACACUCUACCGCUAGGCACUUCUUUUUUUCGCUCAUUACCACGACUGAACACUUCCCACAAUGGCUUCCAAGGCCAUGUGGGAGGUUGAUCCCGAGACGCGCGCCAAGUUGGCCGCGAUCCAGAAAGAGGCCAAGAACAACGUCUGCUGCGACUGUAACGCCCCGUCGCCGCAAUGGGCUUCCCCAAAGUUCGGCAUCUUCAUCUGUCUGUCAUGCGCUGGCGUCCACCGCGGUCUUGGCGUGCACAUCUCAUUCGUACGUAGCAUCUCGAUGGACGCAUUCAAGCAGGUCGAGAUAGAACGGAUGCGGCUUGGCGGCAACGAGAACUGGCGAGACUUCUUCGAGCAGCACGAGGACACCAAGAUGAGGGGAAUCACGUGGGACGACGCGACGAUCGCGGAGCGAUACAGCGGCGAAGUGGGUGAGGAAUGGAAAGAAAGGCUCUCGGCCAAGGUCGAGGGUAAGGAGUACGUCCCGGGCGAGAAGAAGCCUACGCCAGCAGCUGCACCGAAGCCUGUCAGCCGGACGGGCACGCCACUGGGCAGCACGAAUAGCCGCUCGGCCAGCCCCAGCGGUAAGGUCAAGGUGGACGACAAGUACUUCUCCAAGCUCGGCGCCGAAAACGCCUCCCGACCCGACGACCUGCCGCCUAGCCAGGGAGGCAAAUACGCGGGCUUCGGUAGCAGCCCGAUGCCCGAAAAGAAGGACACUGGCAUGCCGACCGUCGACGAUUUACAAAAGGACCCGGUGGCCGCUCUGACCAAGGGAUUCGGCUGGUUCACAAGCACGGUAUCCAAGACGGCCAAGACGGUCAACGAUGGCUACAUUCAGCCCACAGCGAAACAGCUGGCCGAGUCCGACUUUGCGAAGCAGGCGCAGCGCGUCGCCCAGCAAGGCGCUCGUAACGCCCAGGACGGCUUCAACCGGUUUGUCGAGGGCGGACCCAGCAACGGCGGCGGCAGCAGUCAGCGCGGCGCAUACAGGCAGGCACCGCUGGACGAGAGCAAAAAGGACUUUUGGGAUAGCUUUAGUAGCCUUGCGGACCAGAGGCAGGGAAACAGCAGCAGCUCGAUCGGAACCGCUGCUAUGGGCAAGGGUGGCAAGACGGGCAGUGCUGCGGCGCCUGCGGCGAAGAAGGACAACGAUGGCUGGGAUGACUGGUGAAGCGUAUGAGGGGGGGGGCGUUUGUCGGUGACAAGGGGACGGAGGCCGGGGUUGAGUGAGUGAUCGUCGUGCUUCGGCAGGCCUGCAUGUCAUAGAAUAUCAAUUCGGAGCUCCAAUUUCACUUGUUUGAUCACAGGAGAUGCCGUCUGGUAGCACUUAGCACUGCAACCGAUGAAGGCUUGCGCUGAUCCUGCGCGGGCCUGCCAUGUCACCACGUCACUAUGCCACCAUGUCAAGUAACAUUGCGACAAAUAUCGUCGGGAGUGUGAAAGCCGAAGUAUCAUCGGACACGGACGUAAUCCAAAGCAUCGGGAGGGGAUAUAUGUGCACGUAAGUCGGCGUCUUGCUUUCUGCGUGGCCGAAAAGGGUUUAAGGUGGGGCGGUGACCCGAGGUUAGCCGGUAUCGCUACAGUGGACGGCGGUCCUAUUUUCCCCAGUGACGACACGGACCCGAUGCU